GGGCGGACGCGCUAGACACGGUGAAAAACAUGAUGGGGUAGCGGGAGGAAGAAGGAGGCAUGUAGUUGCACCAUCUGCGCAGCUGCAAUUAUAUAUAGUUAUACGGUAUAGGAGCGCUCUUGCUAUCAGCGUUCUUCAUAUACUUGCGAGGUUGAGACACGCUCUUCUUCAGUAUGUGAAGAUACUUUUACUGCUACCCAUCAAAUUCAAAAAUUGCAAUGCAUCUGCACCACCCGCCCAUGUAGUAGCCCCGCGGUUUUUAUUGGAACUCGCCCCCUGCUUCAGCUCACCCCGUAGCUCGUCAUGAUCAUACCCACCAGGUUGUGGAAAUAAUACCGGAGUUCCUCGGCAUCGGCAUGUUGUAAAAUGAAUGUAACAGAGAAAUUUAUAGACAGGGAGUAGGGAGGACCCUGGAGGACCAGGGAGGACCAGGGAGGAGCGUUCGCGUCUAUAUAAAAAAAGCAUCGGGCAUUUUUUCAAAAUGUGUUCACCGAUGGCAUGGCGAACUUUCGGGCCAAGGCCCCUUCAGCUUUCUGAUAGCCAUACCAAUAACAACUGCGUGACGAAAUUGAACAGCGACGCAGUAAAUUGUUGAAGUAGCCACUUCAACAGUUUGCGUUGUUGUUCAGUUUACAACUUGCCAUGCAGUUGUUAUGGAAGUGGCUACUUCAAUUCGCACAGGCAAACUGUUGAAGUUGCCAUUUCAAAAACUUGCGUUGUGCAAAUUUUUGAAGUAGUCACUUCAACAAUUUGCGUUCUUGUUGUUGUUCGGCUUGGGUUUGCAACGUGUCACGCAGCUUGUGUUGAAGUGGCUACUUCAACUUCGCGGAGAGUUGAGGUAGCCAUUUGAAUAGCAAGCGCAUGACAAAUUGCCACAAUAGUGACAAUUUAUUGAAAUUGAACAAAAAUUGCGAAAGUGGCCACUUCAACAAUUCGGGUUCUGCGAAUUGUUGAAGUGGCCAUGAUUUCAAAAAUUCGGGCUGUGCAAAGUGUUGAAAUGGCCAUUUCAACAAAACCCUAAAUUGCAAUUGUUGAAAUGGCCAUUUCAACAUUUUGCACGACCCGAAUUAUUUCAACAAUUCGCAGAACCCGAAUUGUUGAAGUGGCCAUUUCAACAUUUUGCACGACCCGAAUUAUUUCAACAAUUCGCAGAACCCGAAUUGUUGAAAUGGCCAUUUCAACACUUUGCACAACCCGAAUUGUUGAAGUGGCCAUUUCAACAAUUCGCAGAACCCGAAUUGUUGAAAUGGCCACUUCAACACUUUGCGCAACCCGAAUUGUUGAAGUGGCCAUUUCAACAAUUCGCAGAACCCGAAUUGUUGAAGUGGCCAUUUCAACAAUUCGCAGAACCCGAAUUGGUGAAAUGGCCACUUCAACACUUUGCACAACCCAAAUUGUUGAAGUGGCCACUUCAACAAUUUGGGUUGUGCAAAUUGUUGAAAUGGCUACUUCAACAAUUUGCGUUGUGCAAAUUGUUGAAAUAAUUGCGCAAAAUGUUGAAGUGGCCACUUCAGCAAUUCGGGUUUUGUUGAAAUGGCCACUUCAACAUUUUGCACAACCCGAAUUGCUGAAGUGGCCACUUCAACAAUUCGCAGAACCCGAAUUGUUGAAGUGGCCACUUUCACAAUUUUUGUUCGCACACGACGCAAAUUGUCGACAUAGCCACUUCAACAAUUGGCGUCGUUGUCCAGCUUCAGUUUGCAACGUGUCACGCAGCUGCUCACGACACUCUGGUGGAGAGUUGAAGUGGCCACUUCAUCAAAAGCUGCAUGACAAGUUGCAAACUGAACAACGACACAGAUACUUCUUGCUGCAGUGGCUAUAAUUUGAACGCGUUUGCGUUGUUGUUCAAUUUCAACAACUGCCACUACUGUGGCAAUUUGUCAUGCAGUUGUUGAUCGAAGUGGCUACUUUUUCAACUUUCUUCCGAUGGAGGACAGUUUGAGUAGCCACUUCAAUAGUUUGCCCUUCAUUUCUGCGCUACAGCUUGCCAAUCAUGAUGGCAAUUUGUAACGCAGAAACGAAGGACAGGAGAAAGCUCUUCGCGUUUCUUUUGUCCUUCAUUUCUGCAUUUGUAACGCAGAAACGAAGGAGAAUGAAGCUACUGAGAGUUGAGAAAGCCACGGCAACAGCUUCGCACUUCCUUGGCCCCUCAGCCUCAUUUGUGCGCUACAGCUUGCCAGCCGUUGACUUUGGCAAGCUGCCACGCAGGCGAGCGCCAUAGCCAUAAAACUCAGGCGCCAAAAGUCGCGCCGCCGUGCAGUUUUCGCCGGGAGUUGGGUCCGAGGGAGGAAGGCUGGACUUCGCUCCCGGGAGCUGAAUCCAGACGCGCUCUCUGUUCGUAGAGCAUGGCGCAGAGCAAGGGGCGCACAAGUGGCGACCCCUGUUAGGUAGCGCAAGUUCCCCACCCACUUUCCAAAAAGUUUCCAAAGCCCCAAGCUCUUGGCGUGUCUGUUGCCCGCCAGCCGGGGCGCCGUUUGUGCGUGCCGUGUCCUCGGCUGCCCAGCUCGCGUCGCGUUUGGCAUUGGGAAGACACUCCGGCGUGGCGCGCCGCCGGGCCCAAUUUUAUUUGGAGCCGCCUGGCACUAAGUACAAACACCGAAAGGGCUGCCCUUCGUGGGUCUUGCGCUUUUCGCCAUGCCCAGGGGCGCCCGCUCCCUUUGUUGUGUCGGUGGCCCUUUUGGGGUCACCAGCGCCCCGCGCGCGCGAUGUUGGCAGAGCAGCGCGGGGCGGGGGCGUUGUGGCAAGGCGGGGCCCCGCGCGGUUUUUGCAGGCCAGCCUUCGGGAGGUCCGUCCCGCGAGUGAGGUCGCCCGCGACCGGGCAAAAUGGCAGGCCGGCGGGGAGGCGACUUGGCCCAGGAGCCAGGAUGGCAGCGGGCGCACGCAAAUACCUCCCGCUGACCUUGCCGCGGCGCCAGUGGGUGCGUCCGUUGGUGCUGUAGGGUAUUGCGGCUCUUUGGCGAUCGCGGGCGAAGCAACUCGGGGGCGGGGGCUAAGGCCCCCCCUGCGCUAGCUUUUGACUGGGCCCGGGCUUUGGCCCCUGCGCCACCCCGGGUGGGCCGCGCCGCCCUUUGGGUGGGUCGUUAGAAGUUGCCCGGGCCAGGCCCCCCCGCCGGUUUUUUGUUGCAGAGUGAAAGAACAGCCGCGCGCCGGGGGCCCGGCGCCCGCUGGCUUUUGCGCGCGAAGCCCGGAGGCUUCUUGCGGCCGGCCGCAAGCGGCAAGCGUCUCUCUGGCCUCCGCGGCCUUGUGCGCAGCGCCCGGCCCAACCCGAGCGACCGCCCGCGGUCGCCCCAAGGCCCCGGCGGCUAUUUCAUUCGGGCGGGCUAGGGGGGCUGGUGGUGUUCCAUUCCCGCCCCGGCAUAGGCGCGGGCUUCUUUUGUAGCUAUGCUCGCUGGGGAUGGGGUCCGGAAUGGCUCCGGGCGGCUUUGGCCCGCCGCGGCCCAGCGCAGUGAGUGCUUCCGAAAGAAAGUAUUUCAAGGGGGCGCCGGGUGUUUUCUGCGUUGGCUUUCAUUCUAUUGGCUUUGGAAAAUUUUGGGAAGGCUUCGGGGAGAUAUUCGGGAGGCCCCUGCCGUGCUCUUUCAAGUUUUUCCAGAAAAAAGAAGAGCUUACAGCUUGGACGGCCGUUAGAAAAGAGGCGGGCGAUUUUAUAGUGAUUUUAGAGGAAGGGGGCGCGUUAGGUUUUUAAUUUUCCGAGUUCGCCGAUGCGUGCCUGCUCUAGGCGUGUGGUGAGUAUUUGCCUAAGUAGGCUUAAUUCGAGGCGGGCGCUGCAUUGUGUUGGCGAUGUUUUUCGGGUGGAUUUUGAAAAAAAAAAAACGUCGCAAAAACAUCGCGAGUAACACCAGAAGAGCAUGCUCUCAGCACCACUGUGCUUUUCUUUGUUCGCUGGUGAAUUUGCUUCGUCGUUUUUGUGCGUGGAUGUUGCAAAAGGCCAGCCAAAAAAAAACACAGAGCGCCAUCGGAAAUAAUUUUAAACCGCACGCUACGGCGUCAUCAUGAAAAAGCAGUUGCUUUGCGGCUCAAAAAAGUUGUUCAAAAGUUGCUGGUGACUUUACAACAAAAAAAGAUGCUUUGGCUCUCAAUUUUGGAGCCAAAAUAUCGACCAUAGCGUGCAGUUUGCCGGCACGCAACCCGUAAAGUCACCAUAAAGUCACCCUAAAGUCACCGCUAAAAUCACCAACAUCCGGACGGAAAAAAAUCCAAACCCAACCCGCAUUGGAAAUUGCCGAUUUGGCCUGGUAGAAUUCGCAUCGAAAAAGUGCCAAUCCCGGUGGUAGUAGGGACAUCGGCAAGGCUUAGCGACGUCAGUUUUGGUCUCGUGUGUCGAAAAAAGCAGCGCAAAAAUUGAGAGCGCUCGCCGCAUUAGAAAUUGCGCAUUUUGCCUUCUGAAUUUUUGAAAAUUUUGCCUGGAAUGCCGAUGGUAUGGUGCUCGUAUCUUGGCCCUCCUUUGUCUCCUCUUGUUGGUAUCUUCUCCUUUGCUCUCAGGGACAAAAAUAAAGAAAUCUUCUGAAGGCAAUGAGGCGUCUUUUUUUCGGCGCCAUGCUUGAGAGUAUAGCCCUAAAAUCACUGAAAAAUCACCCAUCAAAAUUCUAACGGGUGCCCAAGCUCUAAAGAAGAACGGGGGGGCCCGCCUUGCGGCCUCCGCGUUGGUGCGUCUGCCCGGGCCCGCCGCACGGGAGGCACGCCCGCAUAUUGGAGGCGUUGUCCCGCCCCGGGGAAAGGGUGCGCCGCAGAGCGCGGCCAGGGAGGCGGGCCAGUCUGCCCUUUGCCGUCCGAGCCCGCCCCGGCGGCUUUCGCUUCUGCCCUGCCCUCCGCGCCGCCCCAUGGCAGUCUUUUGGCCGGCCUUGUGCUUCGGCGCAGCCAGGCGGCCUGUUGGCCCGCCUCCGUCCGCCCCGGCGCGCGCCCGUCCAUUUCGCCGGGGGCCCCGGGCCUUCGCUCCUUGUAUUGCCCGGCCCGUGCGUGUGUCCCACGCACUCGGCGUGCGGGUGUACCGCCCGCGCCCUAGCCAGAAACUGCCUGCGUGGCGCGACCCGCCCGCGCGGGCGGGCACGAAAAAGGGGCCGGCCCCAGGACAGGCGUGCGUGGGCGAAGGGGCCCGCAGGAAGGGUGGCGCCACUUAUUUUGCCCACUGGACUGACUGACUUCGCCCGGUCGGUCGCAAUGGCGGUGGGCACGCACCCACGCAGGCAAACCAGCUCGGCGGCCGAACUGCCGGCGAGGGCCCGAGGAAGGAUGGAGCAGAGAAGCUGCAUGCCGCCGCCCUAAUGAGGAGACUGGCAAAAAGAGCAGGGGUGGGGCCCGCCAAAAGUUGGGCGGCAGUGGGCCUCGGCCCGGGCAUCCACCCCAUGUGCGCGCCCAUGCUAUGGGCACCGUUGUGACAGCCGGGCGGGCCGUGCCCGGCCUGCCGCGCGCGGCUUUCUCUGGGCCCUCUCGCGUAGUUCGGGUCCAGAGGGGCCGUGGGUCUUGGUCUUGCUUUUCCUUUAUCGGUCGCCGCGCCGCCGUGUCCUGCAGAACAUUACUCAAUAGGCAUAGCCAUUAUUUAGUCAUGACGGCGUGGCACGGGAGUAAAGACCUUGGAAUUAAUGCGGGCAGGGUGCCUAACCCGCGGGGGAGAAAACAGUCCAAAGCCCGGGGCGGUUGGAUGUGGAUCAGGGGCAAAUUUUGUGUAUGUGCUGGAUAUUUAUUGUUGAAAUACUUUUGAAAAGCUUUGCGCGGUCCGUUUGUAGGGUAGCUUUGCCUUUGCCAUCGCGUCGCCUUAUAGCUUUGUCUUUUGUCGCCGCAUUCCCGACAUCGCACUACCAUGGGGAUUGAGUAUAUUCCGCAUGGAAAACUCGCGCAAAUUGUUAAAGAGCACCAUACCGCCGCGAUUGGGGUUUUUAUGAUUUUUCGGUUUUCGGUUUUGGGUUUUAUAUAGCAAAAUCUCCUCCCUGGUCCUCCCUACCCUGGGACCCGGGAUUCUAUAAACUCUUCUGAUGUAAACUUCUACCCAAAUCGAAAUAAUAAUAAAUGAUGGUGAUCGCCCGUAGAAAUAUCAUACCCCACGACUGGAAGUAGCUACGUACCUACCCUUUAAGAAUUCUCUUCCGUAGUUAAAACAAGUGACGGAGCGGCCAUCUGCACUUGAUCCCUCCACGGCUUCGUCCCCAAAAACCUUUUUUUCCGUGCACAGUCUUUGGAUCUGUGUGUAACGCAAUCUGAGCAGUCGAACAUGUUGGCUAGAU
This is a messenger RNA of Amoebophrya sp. A120, 6218 nucleotides long. The record is from the annotation of a GenBank genome assembly. Lineage: Eukaryota; Dinophyceae; Syndiniales; Amoebophryaceae.